AAAGCUUUUCCAGUGCUAAGCUGAGUUUAUCAAAGAGCACUAAGUCGUAGCUAUGAUUACAUCGUAUUUUCCAAAAUCUGUGGCACUUUUUGCUCUCUGUGUCCUGAGCGCUGGCGCGCUGGACACCUUUACCGCUGCAGUGUAUGAGCAUGCUGUUAUAUUACCAAACAGGACAGAAGCACCUGUUUCAAAGGGAGAAGCUGUGCUCCUGAUGAACAAGAAUAUAGAUGUUCUAGAAAAAGCAGUUAAACUGGCAGCCAGGCAGGGUGCUCAUAUCAUUGUGACCCCAGAAGACGGAAUUUAUGGCUGGGUCUUCACAAGGGAGACCAUUUACCCCUAUCUGGAGGAUAUCCCACACCCAGAAGUAAACUGGAUUCCAUGUAAAGACCCUCAGAGGAAUCACUAAAAUAUAGUAAGUUUAAAGCAACGUCUAUUGAAUUAGGUUCGGCUAUGCCCCAGUGCAAGAAAGACUCAGCUGCCUGGCCAAGGACAAUUCUAUCUACGUCGUGGCAAAUAUUGGGGACAAGAAGCCAUGCAAUGCCAGUGACCCUAAGUGUCCCCCUGAUGGUCGUUACCAAUACAACACUGAUGUGGUGUUUGAUUCUGAGGGUAGGCUGGUGGCCCGGUACCAUAAGUACAAUCUUUUUGCCCCUGAAAUUCAAUUUGAUUUUCCCAAGGAUUCUGAAUUUGUGACUUUUGACACUCCCUUCGGGAAGUUUGGCGUUUUCACCUGCUUUGACAUUUUUUCGCACGCCCCGGCUGUGGUGGUGGUGGAUAAGCUUCAAGUGGACAGUGUCCUGUACCCCGCGGCGUGGCACAACACGCUGCCCCUCCUCUCAGCUGUCCCUUUCCAUUCGGCAUGGGCCAGAGCCAUGGGCGUCAACCUGCUCGCAGCAAACACCCACAACACCAGCAUGCAUAUGACAGGGAGUGGAAUCUAUGCCCCAGAAGCGGUCAAGGUGUAUUACUAUGACAUGGAAACGGAGAGUGGCCAGCUGAUGCUCUCCGAAUUGAAGUCUCGGCCUCGAAGUGAGCCCACCUACCCAGCACCUGUUGACUGGAGUGCUUAUGCCAAAGGUAUCGAGCCAUUCUCAUCGGAGCAGUUGGAUUUUCCAGGGAUGAUUUAUUUUGAUGAGUUCACCUUCACCGAGCUUAAGAGAAAUGCAGGAAAUUACACAGUUUGCCAGAAAGACCUGUGUUGUCACUUAACUUACGAGAUGUCUGAGAAGCGAAGAGAUGAGGUGUAUGCCUUAGGAGCUUUUGAUGGACUGCACACAGUAGAAGGCCAAUAUUACUUACAGAUAUGCACGUUACUGAAGUGCCAAACCACUGACCUGGGAACUUGUGGGGAGCCUGUGGGGUCGGCUUUUACCAAGUUUGAAGAAUUCGCUCUCAGUGGCACAUUUGGAACGAGUUAUGUCUUCCCACAGCUCAUUCUAAGUGGGAGUCAGCUUGCUCCUGAAAGACAUUAUGAGGUUUCAAGAGAUGGACGUCUGAAGAGCAGAAGUGGAGCCUCUUUGCCCAUCUUAGUUACGGCUCUGUAUGGAAGAGUGUUCGAGAAGGACCCUCCACGCUUAGGGCAGGGACCAGGGAAAUUACAAUGAUCCUUUUUUACACGCCCCCUUUCAGGAUUAGCCUGGCAAAGACGGAGAAAAAAAGAGAGGCCUUAAUGUGUGUUUGUAAGGGAUGUCAAUAAAUUUGCUGAAACAA
Molecule: messenger RNA, 1710 nt
Organism: Miniopterus natalensis
Lineage: Eukaryota; Metazoa; Chordata; Mammalia; Chiroptera; Miniopteridae
Source: RefSeq, a predicted model, not a curated record